ACAUUCCAACCUAGUUCGCUCCGUUCGCCCGUGUCGUCGUUGUUUUUGCCCGUUCACGUCGCUUUUUUCUCUGUGCAGGGAAAAAAAGGUGUGCGUGUGUGUACAGAAAUCCAAACAUAGAAUUUCCCAGUCGCUUUUUAAGUGCGGAAAAGCUGAGCAUACACAAACUCACACACACCCAUACGCGAGCGUACGAGCAAGAUCGUACGCACCCAGAGUAGCGCCAGCAGGCAAUCGAACGAGCGAGCCGAGCCCUACGGCAGUGAAGAAAAGAAAAUAGAGUAAAACUUCCCCCCCCCCCCCCCCACCCCAAGAACAAACGCGCGCGCGGUGGGCCAUAGUAGUGGAAAACACACAAGCAGGAGGAGCAAUAAAUUCGCUGUUGCUUGAUAAAAACAGUUUUAUUAACAGACGUCGUCCGAGGCCGGGAACACGUACGUACAACCGCGGCCGUACUCGAGAAGUAACCGAACCGAAAAUCCUAAGAACCAAUGGCUGCUAUCAGGAAAAAGCUGGUGAUCGUCGGCGAUGGUGCCUGCGGUAAAACCUGUCUGCUGAUUGUCUUUAGCAAGGAUCAGUUCCCGGAGGUGUAUGUGCCGACCGUGUUCGAGAACUACGUGGCCGACAUCGAAGUCGACGGCAAGCAGGUCGAGCUGGCGCUAUGGGACACGGCCGGGCAGGAAGAUUACGACAGACUGAGGCCGCUGAGUUAUCCAGAUACCGACGUUAUUCUCAUGUGCUUCUCAGUCGAUUCACCCGACUCGCUGGAGAACAUCCCCGAAAAGUGGACACCCGAGGUUAAGCAUUUCUGCCCCAACGUACCCAUCAUCUUAGUCGGUAACAAGAAAGAUCUCAGAAAUGACACUCACACUAUUAAGGAAUUGGCCAAAAUGAAGCAGGAGCCAGUGAAGCCACAGGAAGGACGUGCGAUGGCCGAGAAAAUAAAUGCGUUCGCCUAUUUAGAGUGUUCGGCCAAGUCGAAGGAAGGUGUGCGCGAGGUGUUCGAAACGGCUACGAGAGCGGCGUUACAGGUCAAAAAGAAGAAGAAGAGUAAAUGUGUUCUGCUCUAAAAGAGCAAAGCCAGCAUUUGUGCUCCCUACUGGCGCGGCGAUCUGUCGUUCGACACGCAUAACAUAGCCUCAUAGCCUGAGCUGAGACAUGGAAGUGGUGGAGUUUGGAGUAGGAGGACGAGGCGAAAUAGAGGGAGGGGGACAUAUGGCGAACAACAGCGGGAACAGCGGAAGGAGAAGAAGUAUAAGGAAGGGUUGGUGUGUGCCUGCGCCAAGGGGUAGUAGGGUGUGUGUGUGUGUGUGUGGAUGGAAGUAGAUAGAGAGAGGGAAAGUCAAGCGCCGCUAUAUAAAACAUUAACAACCGUUUUGGUACACGACCCACGACCGCAAUGAGAUAGAGGAGGGAGGCCCCUAUGGAAAGUGAAAAAAUGACACACACACACACACAUACAGAAGAUGCAAGAAAAACACAGCCGCGUUCAGCCUCAUCAGAGAUCGUACAGCAUAAAAAGAAUCCUUUUUUUAAGAAUGAAAAAGAAACAUCUUUCGAACCAGAGUGAAGGAUCACCUUUCAUCACAUACCGAGUAGACCAAAAACAAAACAAAGAAGGAAAAGAGCGGACGCGCACGGAGAAAAUAUAGGGUACCACCUCAACCCACUCUAUCUCUCUCUCUCUCUCGCGGGAUACUACAAGGAUUAUGAGUUCCACGCGAAGCCUAGACACGAGCCUUACGGGUUUUACGCGACAGGAAAUGCAACGCUCUAGAUAUCUAGAUCUACCCCGUACCAUGUACUGCUGCUGUUGAGCGUCUCCCUUAGCCUUUGAGCUGAAGCUGCGUCAGAGAACAAGUAACACACAGCCGGCCGAAAGGAAGAGCCCACGAACGUCUUUUUUUAACAUGUGUGUAUGCGUGUUGUGUUUACCUAGGCGUAACGCAACAGCAUACGUGAGAUCAGUUUCGUGGACAACGGUGUCAUUUUCUAGUAACCGCAUCAGGCGCAGAGACAGGCAAGCACACAUAGAAUUACAAUUUUCGUAUCAUUUUAAAAAGAUCCACAUAAUAAUACAAGAGCUUUGAAUUUAAUUGGAUGGAUCGAAUCAAGUACGAGAUGAUCACACACACACACACGCUCAUUUUUUAGGAGCAGAGGAUGAGAGAUGGGAUUUUGCGCGGCAUCCCUUAAACUUUCCGAAACCUAUUUUUUUAUGCCGGCGUUCACCAUCAUUAUUCUGUGUUUCUCAUACUACCAACGCCUUCCUGCCUGUUCUUCUUUAUUUUAUCUACAUCAACAUAAUACACACACACACCUACACAUAAUACGUGCAUGCAUAAGAUGAUGGCAUCUAUUAGAUGUGUUUUUUUUAUUAUUAACUAUUUGGUAAGCGACUAAGAAGUAAAACAACAAUAUGGUGGCGUGCUUGUGGUGGUAUGUGUGUGUAGCAAAACGGUGAAAAAGAGCAAAAGCAUACAACAAAAAAAAUCGACAACUUAAACGUGUAAAAGGAUAAUGCUAUAAAAAAGGAUGGGAGGGCAAAUACACACACGCACACACACACACACACACAUCCAACAACCAUACAUGAUUCUUCUUUAGCCAGUCCAGGCACUGGAGCCCAAUGUGUAUCGUUCGUUCGUAUCGCACUGUUGAGUAUCAUAUUUAUGGGAGAAAAUCCGAGCAAAACAGCAGCAAGGACGGUGGCCCAUCCACAGUUUUCUUUUUGCAAUACACGCGAGAUGUUCGAUUUAAAACAAGCGCGGGAGCAUAAUUAGUGUGUGUGUGUAAACCACCAGGAAAACUAUCCCCCCCCCCCCCCCCCCCCCAUCCCAAUGUAUAUGAGAGAUGGUCCUCUCUGUGAGCACUGAGGGCCGGUUAAUCCCUUCUGUUUUUUUUUUUUACCGGAAUCGACAGUCUUUAUCACAGACAGGCGUGAGUGUGGAGUACUUGAGAUUUAAGGGCCCAGAACGCAACAGCCCUCCCCCACAGCAACACACACGAUGCAAUUUGGCAGAUAUGAAGAAACCACUGAAGGAAACAAUUUGUGUACGGGCGCAUAAAAAGGGAUUCUCCUAGAUUCUUCGCCACGAGAUACUUUAGCAGAGGCAACACAGACGAGAGUGCGACUGGUAGGGAUGAUGAGCGCGCGAGAGAUGAAACAGAUUUAGGAUAGUGUAAUAGGGUAAACAUACAACAAAAAAAAAACACACACACAUAAACACACACAUACAGCAGCAUUAGAGCGGUCGCGAAGCAAGAUGCAGGAAGAGUCAGAAUUUUAAAACACGGAAUGCAGAAGAAUAAAUUCUAACCAAUGAUAAAUGGAAAAAUCACAACAAGCGGGAAACGUCAUAUACACGCACACAACACACACAAUCAACAGAAAAUCCGAUUUAUGUCGUCUUCGUGGUGGUGGUGGUGAUAAAUGGAGUUUUUUUUAGUAUCUAAAUGGGACGUUUGAAAGGAUCGUGCGGUCGAGAAGUCGUAGGGUGUGUCGUCCUCGUACCGUGUUCUUGCGUGUGGUCGAGAUUUGAAUCCACUUUCCACCGAGCGUGUGCGUGCGUUGUUCCGGAGGUCCUGUUUGGUUGGAGCCAUAUUGUUUGAAAUUCUGACAAGGAUAAAGUAAGCGGAAGCGAAAUGCCUUGUAUUUCAACGCAGGUGGUAAUGUAUUGUUGUAGUAGACCAAAGAAAUCAGCAUGCUUCGGUGCCUCGAAACACACACACCAACAAGCCCUGUGAAGCUCGUUGUACAGUGCUGCUUACGCUCCGUAUCGUGAUCAUCCUUUGCGUGCGAACGAUCCAUCCUGCUCCUCCUGUUUCCGUUGUGUCUGGUGUACGUAUGUAGGACUAUAUCUUCUUAGUAUAACUAGACUACUUUUGGAAAAAUGUUUGUGGGGGAUGUUUUGAAACUACUGCUGGGGAGCAGACACAGACCGGGCCAUGGUACGACACCUGUCUGGUAGUUUAAGGAUGUUGUGUGAGAUAUGUUCUGUAUACUCUCUCCAUCUCGUCGCAAUGCCACCCAACAACUCCUCAUGCACACGGGUCGUUUUUUGGUCGGGAUCGGCACCCGGUCGGUACCGGGAAUGAUGUGAUCAACAGGUAGAGUGCAUCUCUUAUUGGAGCGUUGACACACGCACUAACACACAAAAAUCGGGUAUUUUAGGAUCUAUAUUUAAGUAGCCAUUUUCGGUAUUGUCUCGACCCGGUGCAUUGUGAAAAGGGUCAUCAUUUGUAAUCCAGCCAUCGGUCACCAUCUUUGUAAUCGCUGUUUUUAUUGGUGCCCCUGCUUGAUUCCCCAACUAUUGGUAGCGCCUAUAGGUAUCUAGUGAUGGGAGUAACCACUCAGUGCACAACUGGUGUGGUAAAUAGAGCUCACAAUAGUAACAACUCACAACCACAAGCCAAACAGAACUUCCCCACCAAACGGUUUACACAAUUUCGGCCACUUCACGUGGCAAGUUGCACGUACUCCUUUACUCUCGGCACUAGACGGGAAAGCGAUAGAUAAUCCGUUUGGCCGCCGGGUCUGGGCCGGUUAUAAUGAGAGCCAGGGUUGCCAUAUGGAAUGACUUUUGUUGCAAAAAAAAAAUCCCUCUUCGCAACUGUGUGAGGAUGAUGAAUCGUAGACAUCUGUUUGGACUGAUAUAUCACUCACAGCUGGUUGCACGGGUGGGCAAAAGAGAGAAGGAACUACACACAAUCUUAAUGAACUUUUCAUUAUUUCUAUUUCUACUACUUCUAAUCCUACUCUUAAGACCUACCAACCUACCGCAAUGAAAACUACUUGUAUUCGUACUCACGAUCCUAAUGCUAAAGAACACACGCGUAAAAUCAUCUAACACUGUGCUGGGUGGUUAUUGAAGAAAGCGCAGAACAUAUACAUAAAAAUAGGAGCAGAAGACAAAACAAAGUCAUGAUAACGCUUUUUAGAUAAAGAAGAGAUAGGCCUUUUACGGAAGCCGUUUGAAAUUUACGGAAGAGCAUCAUCCUCUUUGCAUAUCCCCAAUCUAACAAUGUGGUGGUGGUGAUGUUGAGUGGAUUCUACAGAACCGAUCCGGGGUUUUUGGCAGAUAGUUAGGAGUCGAAACAACUAGUGCAAAAUAAUGUUGCUGCUUGUACGCGGUUAAGCGUUGCGUUCAUUGCUGUUUUGUAUUUUGUUAUCGAUUCAUUGGCGGCGGAUUCAUACUCGAGCAGACCUUUAGGUGGGAAUCACAAGUCCCGCAUGAGUAUCUUUCGAGUACAAGGGGAUCCUGGAGAGAUGAUGCUCAUUAGAAAACGACAUUUUGAAGAACUCCUCCUUGGUACAGACCACCUGGACGACAAGGUCUGUGGAGAGAUGAUGCUCGUUAGACAGUGAGGCUCUAGCGACUCCAUAGCACAGAGUCUCUUUGUAUAGGGGGCCUCUACAGCUUAGAGGCGCCUUUUUUAUAGAUAGAACCCGCUUGGAUGAUGAGGCCUCAUGGUAGUUGUUGUGGAUUGGACCUCGAAAUCCCUUGGGGGAGACGAGAACUGCGAGUUAAGUUUCCUUGAACAGAAGGUCUCUGCUGCUAGAUAAGGCAUCCUGGCAUCCCUUUGGACUGCGAUACAUCUUCCGUUUGGAGGACUCUUGAUACAUGAAACAUAGAUAAAGAAGACUCUUCAACAGCAAAGCCUCUAGAGAUGAGGAUUACGUUUGUAUACGUGUUCCCUAGUGCGAGAUUCUUCACAAGACAAGAUCCUUGGAUUUUCGUUAGACGAAGAGCUAUUUGCUAAGAUUAUUCAUCUUGGAGCUACUUAAGGCCUCUGCAGAACCCGCCACAGUUUCGUAUGCUACAUUAACAAUCAAUACUUUGCUGAAACGUCUCCUCGUUGGUUCAAGAGCUCAAUUGUGGCAGUGGAAAUCCGCCAUUUUAUUUACCCGUUUUGGUUUUGUUCUUCUGUUUGUGCACCUUUACGGCAUCGAAAGGUAUUUAUUGUACCGAGAAAAAGGGAAAAGGCUCGCUUUUUUGUCGCCUUUUCCCGCCAUACCAAUUGAUUGAUGUAUGAGAAAAAAUUAAUCGCAUAAACGCAUUUCUCCAUCACGUCCUUCAACCAUGAUAAGUCUUAAGAUGAAGAUAAAAACAACCAUAACUAAACAUAUAUAUAGCUGUAAUGCUUUCGAGUGUCACAAUAGUGAAAAGAAAUGAGAAGAAGAGAACAAACACCCCAACAACCACUUUUUUGCUGUAUAGUAGUGCUGAGCAUGAGUAUAAAAGAGUAAAUCAACAGGAAAAUGAAAAUAUGACAAAAAAGAGAGACUCCCAACAGAGGGGGCAGAUCAAAGAUUGGCAUUGCGCUUGUGAUGUGGUACAUAUACAUAUACAUACAUAACUAGAGGAAACAAAAGGAGGAACAAGAAACACUUUUACAAACGAAAGCAGCAGAGACGGAUGAAACAGCACACGAUACAUUGCCACAUUUGACAUAGACAAAUGCGCAGAGAGCAUCGAAACCGCAACUCCGCAAACACUUUUUUAGAAUUAAUCAAAGCUCUGUAUCAAUUAUACAAAAUUCAAGCCAAACCCAUCAACGCCAGAACACAUGCGUGCAAGCUUACAUGUUAUACAUGCAUGCUGCUGCUGGGGUCCGAUGACACGCUCCGUGUUCAAAUACAGCUUACAAUCCUUCUCUCUCACACACACACUGACACACGCAGUCUCAUGCGGAUGGCGCCACGAUCCGUACUACAUCUUAGAAAUAUCAUAGAUAAAAAUUAACUAAUUAUUAAACAAACAAA
Molecule: messenger RNA, 6766 nt
Organism: Anopheles stephensi (Asian malaria mosquito)
Lineage: Eukaryota; Metazoa; Arthropoda; Insecta; Diptera; Culicidae
Gene: Rho1
Product: ras-like GTP-binding protein Rho1
Exons: 7
Coding region: 492-1070 (192 amino acids)
Biological process (GO): small GTPase-mediated signal transduction; cell migration
Molecular function (GO): GTPase activity; GTP binding
Source: RefSeq, a predicted model, not a curated record